Messenger RNA from Macadamia integrifolia, 1982 nucleotides. RefSeq lists its product as uncharacterized. NCBI's taxonomy places the organism in Eukaryota, Viridiplantae, Streptophyta, Magnoliopsida, Proteales, Proteaceae. The record is from RefSeq and is a predicted model, not a curated record. The transcript has 2 exons. Bases 509 to 1114 code for a protein of 201 amino acids.
GGGGCCCUGGAAGAUUUAAUUCAAGUUCUGCAGCGGAAUUUCAGGCUAUGGUGAACUUGCGCUAGUUAAUUUCUGCUCCCUCUUAGGGAAAGAAAUUUACUUGGAUAUAUAACUGCAGAAGAGGUCAUGUGACUGCUGUUUUGGACUGUAGCUUCUGUAAUGGGAAAUGGAUUGACUAUUUUAAUAGUAUUUCUCAAUGGGUACUUCGGUCCACUGUUUUAGAUCACGCUCCCAUUCUGAUCUUAUCAGAUGUGAUUCCGAAACCUACAAAUGUCCCCUUUCAUUUUCAUAAAUUCUGGAUGGAGGAUGACAACUUUCUGUCAGUUGUCAAAGAAGCCUGGGAUAUUGAGAUUGGUGGAAACCCAAUUUAUGUUCUCAAUAAAAAGUUAAAACAUGUGAAGAUGGUCAUCAGGCCUUGGGCAAAGCAGACUUUCCCUAAUUUAAAUUCUAAAUUGGAGAAAGCAGCUAAUGAUUUGAAAUCAUUCAGGAUGAUAUUGAGACUUCGGGAAUGUCUGACGAAUUAUUUGGUAAAGAGGCUGAUGCCAAAACUAUCUAUCUCAAGGCAUCCCAAAGACAAGCUCAACUUUGGUAUAAGAAAGCCAAACAGAAGUGGAUGAAGGACGGUGAUCGCAACUUUAAGUAUUUUCACCUCUCUGUGAAAAUAAGGCGAGCCCACAAUCAGAUUAGAUCGCUUCAGAAAGAAGAUGGCUCUUGGAUUUUUGAUCAGCAGGCUUUGAAGUCCUAUAUUUCCAGCUACUACGAAUCUUUUCAUGGGGCUGCGCAGUUGACUCCUCACUGGAAGCUGUUGGACAAUAUUCCUCAGGUGCUAGGGGAUGGUGAGAAUGAUAUCCUGUUAGCGGUUCCCUCGAAGGAUGAGAUUACUAAAGCAGUUUGGGAUCUUGAUCCUGAUAGCUCUCCAGGCCCGGAUGGCUUCUCAGGUGUUGAGAUUUUUAAAGGAAGGGUUUCUCAGAAGCACCUGCUGCCUAUGGUGGAUAAAAUCAAGACUAAGCUAGCGGGUUGGAAGGGAAAACUCCUCUCCCUUGCAGGAAGAGUGGAAUUAGUUAGAUCAGUUAUCUCUAGCCUCCCAAUCCAUAACUUUGAAGUGUAUUGGUGACCUCAAUCUUCCAUCAACAUUGUAGAGCGAUGGAUGUAGAAUUUUAUCUGGUCUAGCGAUGUUGAGAAGCAAAAGAAGAUUGUGGUCAAUUGGGAUAGCAUAUGCAAGCCUAAACAGGAGGGUGGUCUGGGUAUCAGACGCAUGCGAGAUGUCAAUAAAGCCUGUCUCUAUAAGCUUGCCUGGCAAAUCAAGCACGAAGACUCCAUCAUAAGUAAAUUUUUUAAGGCCAGAUUUGUUAAUGCUGAUGGCUCUCUGAAACUUGGCUAUAAGUCUUCCUCAAUUUUCUCUACGCUGAAGAAGGUAUGGCAUUUUAUUUCAAACUUUGAAAGGUGGUCGGUAGGGGAUGGAAAGAAUAUUAAUUUCUGGCUUGAUAGAUGGAUUGAUGGAAGGUCUCUUAUUGAGAAUUCAAAUUUGAAUUUAGCUCUUUUCAAAGAUAUGAAAAUAAAAGUCGUUGACUUCAUCAUUGAUAAUAGGUGGAGCUUCCCUCAAGUGACCUCCCUAUUUUUAAAAGAGUCUUUUAUCAAAGCUUCCCAUAUUCAGGUAUCCGAUUCCACUUACGUGUGUCACUGGAGGCUAGGCCCCUCGGGUGCCUUCUCUAAUUGUUCAGCUUGGGAGGAAAUAAGGAAAAAAAAAACCCAAGGUGUCUUGGUUUCCUCAAUCUGGAAGUCAAAACUUCAGCCUCACCAGGCAGCCUAUGGUUGGCGGUUUGCUCACAUCAAAUUGCCCACUGAUGAUGAGGUUUCUAAGUGUGGAAUUCAGAUGUCUUCAAAGUGUGAUCUCUGUAGUUCAGCGGAAGAAUCUACAAUUCACCCUUUCUUAAAUUGUAGUUACACCUCCUUUCUUAGGCAGAAUUCUUGUGAUCUCUUGG